Cololabis saira (Pacific saury) is the source of this 6662-nucleotide messenger RNA. It is a transcript of the gene kdr, whose product is annotated as kinase insert domain receptor (a type III receptor tyrosine kinase). The transcript has 30 exons. Gene Ontology annotation, cellular component: signaling receptor complex; membrane. Gene Ontology annotation, molecular function: growth factor binding; vascular endothelial growth factor receptor activity; ATP binding. Gene Ontology annotation, biological process: endothelial cell differentiation; vascular endothelial growth factor receptor signaling pathway; angiogenesis. Bases 183 to 4208 code for a protein of 1341 amino acids. NCBI's taxonomy places the organism in Eukaryota, Metazoa, Chordata, Actinopteri, Beloniformes, Belonidae. The record is from RefSeq and is a predicted model, not a curated record.
ACCCGCUCCAUCCACCAUCCACACCUCUCUGCUCCCAUGACGUCUCUACCGACUAGCAGGUGGAAAAUUAAACUCCAAUACUCCAUGGAUUAGCAGCGAGACAGUAGGAUUGGGAUUACUCUAUUCCUGCAGGAGUUUUUGUUUUGUUUUUGGAGUUUGAUGAGGACUGUGUCUUGUGUCGGAUGAUGGCGAGAGCAGCCUCCGUCAUUCCACUGCUUGGCAUUAUUCUGGGAAUAACUUGCGUUACUGCCAUCGAGCUGCGGUUCAUGCCUGAUCCACCAACGCUAAACAUCUAUGGCACCCACAGGAUGAACAAAACUGACAACCUCGAACUAAUAUGCAAAGGUCGGCAGUACCUGAAGUGGUCGACCCCCUCCACGAGCACGCACUUCAACACCAGCGACUGCAGCGGAUCCGGACUUUUCUGCACCAAGCUGACGAUCAACAAUGCAACUGUCAAUGAAACUGGACAGUACCAGUGCUCUUAUAGAGGCCUGAAAAUUGAAGACGGCAAGACGGCAGCAACACUUUACCUGUUUGUCCAUGACUAUAAGGUGCCAUUUGUGCCAUCUGACAAGAAAUAUGAAGUGGUGUUUCUCCGCGAAGGAGAGCGGGUGGUGAUACCAUGCCGGGGCUCGCUUGAGAAUCUGAACGUUACGCUCGACACUAAGUAUCCAGUCAGAGAGCUCCAUCCUGAUGGGAAGGAUUCCGUUUGGGAAGCCAGGACCGGCUUCACCGUCCCCUCCCACCUGAUCAGCUACGCCGGUGUCGUGUCCUGUCAGACUCACAUCGAAAAUGAGACGUUUAAUUCUCCUCUCUACAUCGUGGCUGUUGUUGGAUACAAGAUUUAUGACCUCACCCUGACCCCCACACAACAGAGGCUGUCUGUGGGGGAGCGGCUGGAGCUCAGCUGCACUGCCCACACCGAGCUCAACGUGGGCAUCGAAUUCAACUGGACGCACUCUAGCGGGGUCCUGAACUCGGACAACGGCUUGAAGCCUACGCAUGCAGUGUCACACAAGAAGAAGUUGUGGAACUCUCUGGAGCUUUCCAACACCCUCAUCGUGGAAAACGUGACUGUGGAUCACACUGGAGAUUUCAUCUGCACCGCUUCCAGUGGGAAGAUGGAGAAAAGUGCCUCAGCGUACGUUAAAGUCUAUGAAAAGCCUUUUAUCGAAGUCAAAGAAGCCUGGAUGAAAGUGUGGGAAGUAAAUGUUGGCGAUAAAACAGCUGUUGUGAUUCCUGUCAAGUACUCAGCCUACCCUGAACCCAGCUUUAAAUGGUUGAAAAAUGACCAAGUGAUGAAGAACGACUACAGGAUAAAGCAGAAAAGCAACGCUCUCGUCUUCCACGGAGUCAAAGAGAUGGACGAGGGGAACUACACGGUGGUCCUGAGUAAUAAGAACACCAAAGAGGAGCAGAGAGGCUCCUUCCAGCUGGUGGUCAACAUACCUCCUCAUAUCAUUGAGAAAGAGGUGGCCGUGGUCACUGAUGUGUACCUAUACGGCACGAGCCCCACCCUGAGGUGCACCGCCCGUGGAUUUCCCACUCCUGCACACAUCCAGUGGCAGUGGAUGUCUAAAGAGGACUGCCCGGAGGCCUUAUUGUCGGGAUUGUUUACAUCAGACGAGCAGUUGGACAAGUGUACAGGCUGGAGAGAUAUCGGCAACAGCACUGGUCACAACCACGUGGAGCGAAUUAAAACUGACAUCGAUCAUCUUCAGAAGAAAAUUGCAAGCACUUUGAAGAUCCAGAAAGCGGAGGUCCAUGCCCUCUACAGAUGUUCUGUUACUAACAAAGUGGGAGAGGAUUCUCGGAUCGUGAUUUUUCGUGUGGAACGCAGCCUUGAAGUGAGUAUGUCUCCAUCCGACAAACCCCUGGAGGAGGACAACGUGGUUCUGCGGUGUAAGGCAGACGAACUGCUCUACAACAACCUCACCUGGUUCCGCGUGACCAACGUGUCUGAGGUGGUUGUGCCGAUGCAGCCCUGCAGCUCCCUGAGUCUCUACCCGAGGCCGCUGUCACAGGCCGUGCUGUCCAAACUGCACGGCACCAACGUUACUCUGGAGCUGAUGCUGCCCAAUGCCUCGUCUCAGGAUGAGGGGGUUUAUGCCUGCCAGGCGGUGAGCAUCAAGACCGGGGAGAAGAACUGCCUGCUGCGCCGUGUCUCUCUUAGAGAUCUCAAGCCUGCAAGGAUACAUAGUAAUUUCACUGACCAAAAAGUCAACACGAGUGUGACCAUCACUCUCCCUUGUGAGGCUUUUGGAACGCCAAACCCAACAGUCAUGUGGACCAAAAACAACCAGACUGUGGUAGAGGGCUCAGGUGUGAUAUUGAACCAGUAUAAUCUGACAAUUCAGCGUGUGAAGAAGGAGGACGGCGGCCUGUACACCUGCACUGCAUGUAACAGUCGUGGUUGCGACACCUCUCAAGUCAAUUUGACGGUUGAAGGUGCAGAGGAGAAAACGAACGUGGAGCUGAUUGUUCCUAUUGGCUCUGUGGUUAUAGCCAUGUUUUUCUGGUUGCUCAUCGUCUUUGUUAUCCGUGGAAGAAAGAGACCAAAUGGAGGGGAUCUGAAGACGGGUUAUCUGUCCAUGAUCCUAGACUCAGAGGACAUGCCCAUGGAUGAGCAGUGCGAGAGACUCACGUAUGAUGCAAGCAAAUGGGAGUUCCCUCGGGACAGGCUCAAGCUUGGUGACCCACUGGGACGAGGGGCGUUUGGCCAGGUGGUGGAGGCCGCAGCCUUUGGCAUCGAGAAAGCUACCACGUGCACCACUGUUGCAGUGAAGAUGCUGAAGGAGGGAGCCACGUCUAGUGAAUAUCGUGCCCUGAUGUCAGAGCUGAAAAUUCUUAUCCACAUUGGACACCACCUCAAUGUCGUCAACCUGCUGGGAGCCUGCACGAAGCCCGGGGGGCCCCUGAUGGUGAUUGUUGAGUAUUGUAAACAUGGAAACCUAUCCAGCUACUUAAAGAGUAAGCGUGGAGAGUACAGCCCCUACAAGAGAAAGCGGGUGGAUAGCCAGAGGUGGCUGUCUUCAGAAGAGGAUGUUACUGAUGGGGAUCUAGGUUUAGGCAAGAUCGCCCAGCUGGAUAUCUGCACUGGAACAGCUGAGGACAAGUCUUCAGGCAGCAACAUGGACAGUCAAGAAGAGAGUUCAGACGAUGACCAUCUGACUAUGGAAGACUUGAUAUGCUACAGCUUCCAGGUUGCUAAAGGAAUGGAGUUUCUGUCCUCUCGCAAGUGCAUUCACAGAGAUCUGGCAGCCAGAAACAUCUUGCUCUCAGAAAACAAUGUGGUAAAGAUUUGCGACUUUGGCCUUGCUAGAGAUGUCUACAAAGAUCCUGACUAUGUCCGGAAGGGAGAUGCACGUCUCCCUCUGAAGUGGAUGGCUCCUGAGACCAUUUUUGACCGGGUUUACACCACCCAAAGUGAUGUUUGGUCCUUUGGGGUCCUUCUCUGGGAGAUAUUUUCCCUGGGGGCCUCUCCUUAUCCGGGCGUGUGCAUUGACGAAUCCUUCUGUAGGAGGCUUAAGGAAGGCACGAGGAUGAGACCUCCAGAAUAUGCCACCACUGAGAUAUAUCAGACCAUGUUGGACUGCUGGAUGGAUCGUCCUACAGACAGGCCCACGUUUGCAGAGCUGGUUGAACAUCUUGGAAAUCUGCUGCAGGCCAGUGCCCAACAGGAUGGGAAGGACUACAUCCCCCUGACAGCUGAUGAAGCAAAAAGAUGCUCAGUGCCCACAGACCCCAGGGGCCCCUACAGCAGACCUCAAAGUGGGGAAAUCCUGGAAACACACUAUGACAGACCGUCUUCCCUUGGACUGUCCGAGCAGAGUGAAUGCUGCAACCGGCCCAUCAGCAUGAAGACAUUUGAAGACAUCCCUGUGGCGCACAGCAGUGUGAUGGAGGGUCACACAGACAGUGGGAUGGGCUUCUGUGGCGAGGAUGGAAAGAGUUUAAAUCAACAGUUACCAGCCAUGCCUAGCUUCAGCCAAAUGCUGCGCUGCAAGAGCAAAGAGUCUCUGGCCUCAGAGUCAUCCAAUCAGACGAGUGGAUAUCAGUCGGGGUACCAUUCUGAUGACACAGACACCCCGAUUUAUGCCAACGAGGAGGUGAUUAUGAAGCACAACAUGCUGAAGAAGCCUCCCCUGACCAAGGCGCCUGACAAGUUCUGCACAGAGAUCCGCUACAGCACCCCUCCUGUCUGACCCCACACCAACUCCCCCCUGAGUCUUCUCACUGUACAGUCUUCCUUUGUAACACUGAUGAAAAAAAAAAUCAUGCAAUAAGAAUGACUAUGGUGGUGUAAGGAAUAAGCCUGCAAGGAAAAAUUAAAGUUGUAUGAUAAGAUGGGAGUGGUAGCCUAGUGGUUGCAGAGGAGGGCUGGAGUCUGGAGGACCAAGCCCCUGGAUUCCAACCGAGGUCAACCACUUUGGGCCCCUGAGCAAGGCCCCUUAACCCUUACUGCUCCCCGGGCGCCGUGCAAAUGGCAGACCACUGCUACUAGUUCAACUAGAAAAUGAGUUAAAUGGAGAGAAAGAAUUUCCCACUUGUGGGAUUAAUAAGGGAAAUUAUUAUUAUUAUAAGUUUGUGUAGCAGCUUUCAUUGGACAACUGGAAGAAUGGUAUUAUGUUGACGCAGCAAGUGAAAUGUUGGAAGAACCCAAACCCGGGAGGGCAUGUCCACUUCCUGAGACGCAAUCCGCCCACUUCCUCUACUGCAGGAAACGGCAUCUGGAAUUUCUAGAUAAUUGAAUUGACAAGUCGUUUCUUUUUUUCUUUUUUUUUGCUUCUUACCGCGUUUCUACUCGAUUUGUACAGUUUUUAUUUACAUUACAUAUAAUAUUUUAUUAAAAAUGAAUGACUAAAACUGCAAUUAAUGAUACUAGUUUUCCAACAUUAAAAUAACCACCUGAUAAAAUGUGACAUGGACAUUUUUUAUCACUUUUUAGUCACAAAAACACAAAAGUAUGCUAGUUAUUUUCUUUGUGGUGUAAAUGUCUCAUUUCCUCUGUGUGUUUCACUCAAAGAAAACAAUACUUUCUCAGCCUUGGUCAUUCACUGUCUGUCUGUGGGUGUGUGUGUGCAAGUUUACUAUGGAAACAAUGUCCAUCUAACCUUGAGUGUUUUCUUUGGUGUUGUCCACCCAGAGUGCCCGUAAAUGUGGUGCCAAGGUCAGCAUCGGUAGGUAUGGCAACAAAGGCUUGCAUUAAAAAUAAGUUUCUCUGAAGUUGUGAGAAAUAAGAUUUUCUUAUCCAACAUACUGCCUUCCUUUUUGAAGGGAACAGUGUAUUUGGAUGUUGUCACUGCAGCCUUAAAGCUUUAAGGUGCGUGUUCACUCUAAGUCGGUGAUGAACGGGAAGCAUGAAUUCACAACGUAUUAUGUCUGCAAUCAAGGAAAGCAACCUUGCCUAAUUAUGGAAGGCUAGAGGAAACGACUCGUAACCUCAGAGGGGCUGUUUUCAAACUUCCUCAUGUAAUACUUAAAUUUAGAAACUCUGCCCUAUCACUGUUUUUGGAAGCCAAAAGGACAGUAAGGACAACUUAAUGUCCUUUUGGCUUAUUGAAAAUGGGCAAUCAUUAAAGCAACAUGCGGUUAUUUAAAACAACCCUAGAUUUACCAAUAGAUGGUAAGCAGUAUAAGCUUUUGUUAGGGACCAAAAUGAAAAUGGAAGCAGUUUUGAGGGAGAACGGAAUGUGUUAUCAACAAAAUGGCAAUUAAUAUUAACUUUCAGGGCAAUAGACCUUCAUCAAAACAAACUGCUAUUUUAAGCCUCUGACAAAACUCAAAAAUGUCUUUCCACUUAAGUGAUAAUAUAUAUAGAGAUGGUACAAAAAUUGUGAUUGUGUAAAUGUACCAAAAUGUUUACAAAAAGGGACUAUGAAGGGAACCGUAUGUAUUCACUAUCUUGUUCAGUUGACUACAGAGGCCAAUAGAUACAAAAGAAGGACUGUUAAUUGCCUCUGCUUGCAUACAAGUGGAGUGCUAUUAUUUAUUUAUGAUAAAGUGGGUAAGUAUUAGAAGGUCAUGAGCUCUCCUCCUCUUCCAUCUAUUGAAAAUAGUUUGGGUAACACUGGAAACUGACCUAUAAGAACUUUUAAGAUAGGUGCCACGCCAUCAAACAGAGUACAAACUGCCCUUUUUCAUACACUUUUGGAUAUAAAAAUAAAAGUACCUCAGUUUGUUUGUAGGGAUCCUAUCAACACAAUGACCAAGUGGAAUUCAAUUUUCUAGUCUUGUCAGAGACUUAAAAUCUGAGUUUAUUUUGACGGGUUUUUGCCUCCAGGGCUAAUAUCAUACCUGUCAAGUCUCCCGGUUUGGCCGGGAAACUACCGUAUUCUCUUUGCCACCGCCUUCCCAUAUUAGUAUUUUCUGCCAAAAAAGCAAAGACUUCCUGUAAAUAUCUCUAAAAAUGGGAAACCGAAUUUACUUUCCUAAAGAAGAGCAGGAUGGGGCUCAGUUACGCGUUCUGAAAGAUGUGUAACUGCGAUUUUAGUGUCUUUCACGGAGGAAGGACCAAUGUCUGUUAGCAGCACCAGAGCGGCGCCAGAGAGCCACAUGAAUGAAAAUGAUAAAUUAAGAGAAAAUGUACAUGUUUCACUUGAAGAUAAUCAAUGCGUAUAUCAACUGAAAAUAUUUUAAAUAAAUAAAUGUGCUUUGUG